Molecule: messenger RNA, 1944 nt
Organism: Durusdinium trenchii
Lineage: Eukaryota; Dinophyceae; Suessiales; Symbiodiniaceae
Source: the annotation of a GenBank genome assembly
CAUUGGACACACUCCCAAAAAGAACACCGCGCCACAUACGCCUCGGACUCCCUUUGCGAGUGAGUGUGGUCCCAAGCAGCCUGUGGCUUCGACCUCUUUUCGACCUCGUACGGGUUCCCCGCACCGCAGCGAGUUCGACACGAAGCGUGUCUCGGACGAGGACGGUUUGGGGCGUCCGUCGGCGUGCCCAUGGCGUCGCUGACGGAUGGAGAGUUGCACCCGGAGUUGCUUCGAGGAGUCACCAUGGAUAUUUGCCUCAGCGGCUGGGCGCGGCAUUUUACCAAACCAGACUCAGGGAUCCUGCAGAACAGUCAGGAAAGCUACAACCUGAGCCGGCAAACGGACAGCUUCGACGAGUUUUUGAGCCAUGAUUGGGACACACCGCGCAUGCACAAGCUGCUUUCCAUGCUCAUGAUUUACAAUUCGAGGGCGGCCUUUUUCUGCUCGCUGAUCUUUAGCCUCUCUGUGGGAAUCUUACGAUCACUGCAGGUCUUGCCCAAUGAGCUUUGGUCUGAGCUGGUGUCUUAUGCCAUUUUCCCUUUGGUGCUUUGCUUUUGGCAGAGGAUUCGGAGGCUUUUUCAAAGACCACUUAUGGUCUUCUUUGAUAUGCUUUGCAUAGCUCAGCAUGAUGAAGAGCUGAAGAAGAAAGCCAUCUCCGGCAUAGUCAACUUUUUGGAUGCCUCUCGGCAGCUCACCAUCUUCUGGUCGCAUCGCUACUUCCGCCGCCUGUGGUGUACCUAUGAGGUUAGCACCUUUUUGAGAGAUCCCAAGAAGCAGAAAACCAUCUUGGUGAUGCCAGUGAAGCUGGCGGUGAUUUUGUUCCUCUUCUGCAUGGCCGAGCACAUGGUCACCUUCGGUCAGUCCUUUUGGUCGAAGGCCAUGGAGAAGGAAUUGCAGACGGUGAGCCUCCAAAUCGAUGACAUCGAGCUCCUAGGUGCCGAGAUCGAAAAUUCUCAAGCCUAUGCCCAUUUGAUGAAAUUGGCGCUCUUCCUUCCAUUCUUAGCUUUCAACCCUGUGUUGUACUACAUUGGCCUCGGAUUGAUGUCCGACCUGCAGAAGAUGCCUUCGCAGUUGCAAGACUUCCGCGUCCAGGAUGCGCAGUGUGCCUGCUGUGCUUCGGGGCAUCGGCAUCCCGUCACCGGUGAAGCCCUGGGCUGCGACCGGGAGGCCAUCUUUCAGAUGCUCAAGAAGUGGUACGGACAAGAAGAAGAUGUGGGCGAGAGCCAUCUUGAGAGCUUCAAUCGACGUGUUCACGAAGUGCUAGCCCCGCGAGUGCUUCAAAGUGUGGGCAGUGAUGUGCUGCCUUUCAGCUAUUGCCUCUACAUGAUUUCCGUCUCGAAAGUUCCUCAAUUGUGCAGCUUGAUUCCCCACUUGGCCGCCGGUCCCGCCAAUGACCUGGCCGCCCGUGCCCACUUUGCCAGCGCUGACCUGUCGGAGGCCGCGCGCUGGGCUCAAGCUGCCUGGGCGCUGCGCCACGUGAUGACCUGGGCGAUGGAUGGCGUGGCGGCGCUCUUUUGGGUUCGCCUCAGCAUGCGUUUGUGGCGCUGGGCCGUGGAUUUGGGCCUGGUUGGCAAGUCCAAAGCCCGCAAGUUGGUGAGUGCCUUUCUCUUGUCGCUUCCCUUGGGAGUCUUUCUUUGCACCAUGGUGAUCUCCUAUCAUGGAGUUCUUCUUUCAACCGACGUCGAUAGCUUAUAUUGCGCCAUCCCCUUUGCCUUUUGGAUCUUUGUACUGGGCAGCAUUUGGAGACCGUGGCAUCGCCUUUGCUUCUCCAGAUCGACGAGACCCGGCGCGAAUACCGGGGCAUGGAACAUCCAGGAAGACGUAUGAGACAUGCCCAGCCUGAUCGAAUGGAUUGAGACGGCUGGUGGAAUGUCAGAGACGGCCUCCCAAUCGAAGGUCGGAAUUUCCCUGAAGAGAGAGAGAGAGAGAGACAUUUCUCCCAGG